GUUGGUUUUACGCUUCAGACCCCAAAAAGAUUGUACACUUUGACUAAGGUCCAAAGGUGUAAGGAAGUUGGAACCAUAUUUUUUCUUUCACUAAUUUUACAUUUUAAACAACAAAGAAAAAAAAUGGUUUUUAACAAUUAUCAACUCAACUGAUUACCCGACCCGCUCCAGUAUUUGACCAAAUCAUAUUCUUUCCUUGCGGCUUGCCCCAUAUGGCAAAAACCCUAAACCCUGUCCUCUCGCGUUGUUAAUAUUUUCAAAGCUGUCAAGUUUUAUUAACAAGUUUCUAAAUUCCCUAUCUUCUUCAAAAAAAUUUUCUUGGUAAUGGCUUCAACUUGCAACAGAUUUAUCAGUAGGUCAUCAUCCUCCAUAAAAUCGGCCUUUAGAUCUAACGGUCCAAAAUCCACAUUCUCCAGAUCCGCGACCGCUCCCUCCCCCACUCGAUCACCUCUCACCUCCCAUUCCACCGCUCCUCUUCGCCGUUUCUCUUUCUCCAGGUGUCCAUCCGAGCUGGGAUGUGCGCAGUCACUGUUGCCGCUGCACAGUGUGGUGGCUGCGGCGAGGAUGACGUCAUGCCUGAGCACAACAUCGAGGAGUUGCCGGGCAUUUUCUCAGGGCAUUGCUGUUACGAGACUUGAGAUUCAUGGAAGACUUGGAAUGAUCUGUCAUGCUAUUCUUAAUGAUCAAAGUAGUAGUAGUAAUGCGGUUACUUCUGGCCAUCAGUAUCAAAUGUUUGAUUUCUGCAAAAAGAGCAUUGAGGAUGUGAAGCAGUUUCUGACUCAAUAUUGCAUCGAACGAAACCAAGCCGGAUAUAUCCUGAUCAAGGAUCCGCUCUCGAUUUUCUAUGAGGCCAUAUGCGUGGGGCUUGUCUGGGAUGAUAAUUUGUGUAAUGGCGACUUUAUCCAACCAUGCUCCUCAAAUUCAGGUAUCUCAUUGUGAACAUGUGGAUUGUUGAUGGUUUCCCAUUUUUGCAACUCCGUUUUUGUCAUAUAAUCAACAGUUUGGCGGAACUGUUUAAUUUUGGUGCAGGGGCAUUUCAGAUAGAUGAAGCAGGGAACAGUAACAACCAAGAGAGACCUGCUAAGCCCUCCUUGGCAAUACAGGUUGUAGCUACUGUCUUCAACCCUUGAUAAUACAGGCUAUAUAUCACUAGAAUUUUUCCCAUGGGCCUUACUAA
Durio zibethinus is the source of this 1177-nucleotide messenger RNA. Lineage: Eukaryota; Viridiplantae; Streptophyta; Magnoliopsida; Malvales; Malvaceae. The record is from RefSeq and is a predicted model, not a curated record.